This is a messenger RNA of Solenopsis invicta (red fire ant), 1647 nucleotides long. RefSeq names its product testis-specific serine/threonine-protein kinase 1. NCBI's taxonomy places the organism in Eukaryota, Metazoa, Arthropoda, Insecta, Hymenoptera, Formicidae. The record is from RefSeq and is a predicted model, not a curated record. Gene Ontology annotation, molecular function: ATP binding; protein serine/threonine kinase activity; tau-protein kinase activity. Gene Ontology annotation, cellular component: cytoplasm. The transcript is spliced from 3 exons. Gene Ontology annotation, biological process: protein phosphorylation; intracellular signal transduction; microtubule cytoskeleton organization. The coding region runs from base 118 to 1257 and encodes 379 amino acids.
UAGCGUCGAAUUAUUCACGAUGCGAUCUGUAUCAAAUCAUCGAGCAAAGUGAGAACGGCUCAUUACAAAUUAUGGUAACGUGGCUAAUAGAAUGCCGUUUGCUGUCCUACGAAUCUCAUGUCGCAUCUCGAGUCGCAUCUCCAGUCGCCAUCCGAGGAAGCCACAUUGCUAGAUCGGGGGUACAAGUUGCUGCAAAAGCUCGGCGAAGGUUAUUACGCAAAAGUGUUUCUAGCCGAAUAUAAACCAGAGCAAGAUGGGGAGAAGAACAGCGUCCUGGCCUGCAAGAUAAUCGAUACCGCGAGCGCGCCGAAAGACUUUGUCCGAAAAUUCCUGCCGCGCGAGCUAGACAUUCUGGUGAAGCUGAAUCAUCCGCACGUCGUGCACGUUCACAGCAUUUUCCAGAGGCGCACCAAGUACUUCAUAUUCAUGCGCUUCGCCGAAAAUGGCGAUCUUUUUGAUUUUAUACUGAAGAACGGCGCUGUGGGAGAGAAUCAGGCCCGCGUAUGGUUUCGGCAGCUUACCUUAGGUCUCCAGUAUCUACACGAGAUGGAAAUAGCGCAUCGCGAUAUCAAGUGUGAGAACGUUCUCAUCACGUCAAAUUACAACGUCAAACUGGCAGAUUUCGGUUUCGCUCGUUAUAUACUCGACAAUCGUGGCAAGCGCGUUCUGAGCGACACGUACUGCGGUUCGUUGUCGUACGCGGCGCCAGAGAUCUUGCGCGGUUACCCGUACAAUCCGAAGGUGUCAGACAUAUGGUCGAUGGGCGUGAUCCUAUACAUAUUGUUAAACAAGGCCAUGCCGUUCGACGAGACUAACGUAAAGCGUCUUUACGAGCUGCAGAUAACGCGCAAAUGGAAAUUCCGCAGCAAAGUAACGGACAAUAUAACCGAUCGCGUAAAGAAGCUCGUAACCAAUCUGCUCGAGCCAGACGUGUCUAGGCGUUGGCAUACGGAUCAGAUCGUGCAGAGCGACUGGAUCGCCAUGGAUCCGCGCCUCGUGGUGCUCACAUCUGCGGAGCAGACCGCGCUCAACAACGCGAUAGAAGAGCGCAAGAGACACGAGGAGAAAUUUACGAGGAGGGAACCGGUACGGGCAGAUAGCCCAAUCGUACAAUCGUUGCUCCUAAGCAUUCUUUAUAAGUCCAAGUGCCUCUUAGCGUCAUUUCCAUCAUACGUCGUACUCAUGAUGCGUAAAACGCUGCUGAUCAUUCACUUAAUUUACAUACGCAUCUUGUCGCACAUUCGAUUGCGAGCCUAGCCAAAAUAAACUUGCGGGUUUGCGUCGAACAUGUUGAUAUUUUCUUACGUUUCGUAGACCAAACUUAAUAAUUAAAGAUGCAUAUGCGCAAGUGAUGUCGCAAAAUUACGAGUGAUCGAUUUUCAGAGACAGCACAUAGUCGAGGAGACAAAAAAGACUGACGAGCGAAAAAGCUACGAAAGGGAAGGGAUAACAGUCCUCAAAGUCGCCACAAAAGUAUGUGUCAUUACAAUUAAUUACAUAUGAAGGUAAUGUUAAACGGCAAAAUAUUUAUCUUUUUCUCAGGGGACAAUUUCUACUACGGUUAUGAAAGCCGAAGUUUGACUUAAAUUGGCUCUCCCUGAUCUGUGUUAUGCUAGCAUUUGUUAUAAUAAAUUAGAAAUAAUUUGA